This is a messenger RNA of Helicoverpa armigera (cotton bollworm), 588 nucleotides long. RefSeq names its product chorion class B protein Ld34. Lineage: Eukaryota; Metazoa; Arthropoda; Insecta; Lepidoptera; Noctuidae. Gene Ontology annotation, cellular component: egg chorion. The coding region runs from base 1 to 588 and encodes 195 amino acids. The record is from RefSeq and is a predicted model, not a curated record. Gene Ontology annotation, molecular function: structural constituent of egg chorion. Gene Ontology annotation, biological process: multicellular organism development; chorion-containing eggshell formation. The transcript is spliced from 2 exons.
AUGGCAGCCAAGACUGUUCUUGUCCUUUGCGCUCAGGCGGUCCUCUUCCAGUGCGCCUUCAGUCAAUGCCUCAACCGUGGUAUCGAUGCUUCUGCCUACGGACUUGGAUCUUCAUACGGAUUAACUGGUUUAGCUGGACCUGGACUGGCCAACGGCUUAGCUGCUGCCAACUUCGCCGGCAGAGGCUUAGCUUCUGACAGUUUCUACUCCCCUGCUAUGGAAUUCACUGCUACUAGCGGCGGUUCUCUACCAGUAACUAGCACCUCUGCCAUCGCACCAACUGGAAUCUCUAUAGUAUCUGAGAACGUGUUUGAAGGUCCUUUGUCUGUGGCUGGUGAGCUGCCUUUCGUUGGUACUACUGGCAUGGAAGGUGCUAUGUCUUCUGCUGGUGCUGGUGCUAUCAACCAUGCUUGUGGUAACGGAGUCACCGCUAUGGCAAGUGACAGUGCUGCUUUCGGUCCUGGUGCUGCUAUUCCUCCAAUUGCUGCUACUUUCCCAGUAUCAGGAGUAGCUCCCGUGGCUUCUUAUGGAGUUCCUCAAGCUGGCAGAUUCGGUCUCAAUGGAUGUGCUGGUAAUGUUCUGUACUAA